Molecule: messenger RNA, 2055 nt
Organism: Besnoitia besnoiti
Lineage: Eukaryota; Apicomplexa; Conoidasida; Eucoccidiorida; Sarcocystidae
Exons: 9
Coding region: 1-2055 (684 amino acids)
Source: RefSeq, a predicted model, not a curated record
AUGUAUGACGGAUACUCUGCUGGCGAAACAACUGCCUCCGGGCUUUCGGCAUCGGACCCGUACUACCAUGCCAAUCAGGAGCCAAGAGCGCAGGCGGCGGACCUUGACAGUCGUCGUGGAGAACCGCUUCAACUGCAUCACCCCCUUCACCCGCACCGACUGGAAGCUCUUGACGAACAAGACAGAAUGGGGCAUUAUUCCCAACAGGGCGCCCACUGCCGCUUGCAACUAGAUCGGCAAGACUCACGCGGGCGACUGGAGCAUGCAGCAUACCGCUACCACCGCCAGGAGAUGACCAACCGCGACCAACUCCUGGAACAGCAUCGCAUAGGACGCGAGGAGUCCCGUUAUGGCCAGGGAGAGCAGGAAAAACGCUACUUUCAAAGCCGCUCGGAACCUGCGAUGCAUCAACGGUCACAAAUCCCCGAGUCCGCUGACCCGGCGCUGACAGCAACUGUCGCCCCCGAUGAAGAGCCAGACGUCUUUGAUGAACAAGUGCUUGAGGAACUGCGCCGGAAUGGUAGAGCAUGCGUCGAAACUAGAAGAGGCACAUACGUCUUCUCUCCUUCACCAGACGGACAAACCAUUCACUGCGCCGUGUAUCCGCCAGGUCCUCUUGAAUCUUCGGAGCCACAGCCACAAUACGGAGCCAGCGUGUCAGACGCCGGCACACGUCACAACACGCCUGCUGGUGGGGUGACCGCCCCCCCUUCCGUUACUCCGCACCAUUACCUGCAUGAGGGCAACCAACAAUAUAUGCGAGCCCAGGAGCAAGUGAAGCUGACGUCAGUGGCUCAGAGUGCCGCGUAUGCGGCGUACGCGGAGUCUGGUCACGCAGAACACCAGGAGGCGCAGCGCGCCCACAGAGAAGAGGAGGCGCAGCGCGCCCACAGGGAAGACUUCGGUUUUCGUGGCCAUUGCACCACCGCUCGCCCACAUCAGGCCGGUCAGCACCUCCUCGUGCCCUCCUCCAACCAGCUGCAAGACGAGGCAGCUCCCAAGCUCGUGGAGUUCUCCCUCGACGCCGUCGAGUCUGUGGGCCGGCCGCUAUGCGCUCCGGGGAGCUGUCUCUCUGUGGCUGCCUAUGUGCACACAAUUGAGGAAAGCAACCCCUACCUGAAGUCGCCCGCAGUUCCUGUCGACUCCUACGGACGCGCCGACCUGCAAGGAACAUCCCUGCAAAUGAUCUGGAGAGGCGAAGAGUUUGUUCACAUGAAGGUCUACGAAGAGAACCUGUACGAGUCGAAAGCGGAUGUCGUCGGAUUCAUUAAGCUCCAGUUUGAGUCCCUAAACUCCGAAAACGUGCCUAUGAAGGUGAUGUUGGUCGGCAAGGAAAACGAACCCAAUGGUUUCCUCAUUCUGCGCUUUUCCAUUUUGGGUUCGCUGGCGUCCGUGCUUGGUCCCUCUGCUUCCUUUACUGCGCCCGCGGUAGCGCAACUUACGGAGAGCACUGCCAUGGCUCAGUUUGAAUCCCCCCCUCCUGCGGACAGGCGCCCCUCCCAUUUCGGGAGUAAUUUUGUUGACGGGUCGCCGCUUCCUAGCUCUGGACCUGGCGCGAAACUGCCUACGCUUCCGGUGGGAUUUCUUGGCAAAAAGUCGCCUGAGCAGCAACCAGAGUACUUGUCAGCGCGCCAGGACUCCCAGCUGCCGUCUGCCGAAGCCCUCACCGAGUCCCAAGGCUACGGCUACGUGCAGGACGUUGCGAGCCCGGACGUACACUACUCUGGCCAAAGCAUUCUUCCUUUAGACGCUGCUGCAUCUGCGGAUAUGCGGACGACGGGUGAUGAGGUUCGUUUGGCGCACAACGGCGUUGCCACUCUUGAGUCUCAAGGCGGUCAAGCCGUGCAGUCAGCCCACGCGUACAGUUCAACCAAACGCGCCGGCCUUACCGAGGUGAUCGAUGCGGCGAUGAAGGAGAACCGCCAGGUGCCAAAGAGACCCGGUGCAAAGUCAGCGCAGAAUCCUCCGAAACAGGGCGGAAAUCGGAAAUCGCUCUUCCAGCGGUGGCGACGUGGCUGGUGCUGCGAAAUGAAUCACGGCGUUGAUCUGAACUAA